Messenger RNA from Acaromyces ingoldii, 4520 nucleotides. Its product is annotated as RdRP-domain-containing protein. Lineage: Eukaryota; Fungi; Basidiomycota; Exobasidiomycetes; Exobasidiales; Cryptobasidiaceae. Gene Ontology annotation, biological process: siRNA processing. Gene Ontology annotation, molecular function: RNA-directed RNA polymerase activity. The coding region runs from base 95 to 4405 and encodes 1436 amino acids. Gene Ontology annotation, cellular component: nuclear RNA-directed RNA polymerase complex. The transcript is spliced from 3 exons. The record is from RefSeq and is a predicted model, not a curated record.
UUCAUAAAGAUAGCAGACUGAUGGUGGCUCUUUCUCUAUAAAAACACUUGCUCGGACAGCUUGUGUCUAUCACAGGGUUGCGCGCAGAGGCACGAUGGCAGCACAGCGAGAUGGGCCACUGUUCGUAAUCAAGGUCAGCGACAUCCCGAACAGCGCAAAAGUACGCGAGCUUCGAAAAGCAAUCGGUGUCGCAGCCAAGUCGAUUCGAAGAGAGCCGCCCAUUCGCUUCGGUGUCGAGAUAAGAAAAAAGGAGGGAGUCCGGUAUGGCAAGCUCUCUUUCACAGAGGGGGAAGUGAUCCGACUUUGGCUAAGCCGCUACGGCAGUCGUCUCGGCGAGCGGAUCGUGGUCAAAGACCAGCGCCUGACCUUUGCGCCUCUGGAAGAGGUCAUUGACAAGUGGCAGAUCUCGGCGAUUAACAACCAGAUCAAAGAUCGACAAUGGGAAGGUUCCGACUAUGACGACAUCCCCGAACCACCUCGUCUGUCGAUUGUCGACGUCUCUUGUGGUGCCUGGGACUCACGCAAUGCGUACUGCCAGGGAUGGGGACGGUUAUGCCAGGAUCCCAAGUCCUGUAUGACGUUCGACGUCGACGAGACGAAGCUCAGCAUCCGUAUCGAUGACCUUGUCAUUGAGACGGUGUCGGUCAAUAUUCUCCAUGUCAUUCUCGUGGGCAAGGCAUUGUACAUCGAGCUAGGCCACCCACCGCUCUUUCUUCGCGAAAUUGCGAGGGUGAGCACGGCAGCGCCGACUACUUUUCCAAGCGAGCCAGUGUCCAAGCAGGUGCUCCCAAGACGACCGCGUGCAAAUUACCGACGACUUCUUGAGUGUCAAGAAGAUCAUGAGGGCGCCAUUGAAUUUGACAGAGUGGGAGCAUUUGACAGCCAGCACAUGCCAGUUGCACAGUACUGCAACGUCUUCAGAGUUGGCGCUUGCACCGUGCAAGAAAUCAAGUCCUUCUACGACCUCACCCAAAGACGACUUCCUAAGCUGAAAAAGGUCUCUUCGAUUCCAAUGGGCGAUCCGGCAACCUUCUCGGCACAAACAAUCUCGUCGCUAAAUGCCAUGUUCGAAAAGCUCUCGUUCGAGGUGGCUUUCCAGGCUCAGGCUCUAAUUGGCCCUCGGUUGCUACCCUUGGAGUUGCUCAGCUUGAGAAAGCAAAUUGUCAAGCUGGAAGCGCGUCUCGGACCGUCAGCAGCCCCAGCUCUGAGGAGCCUCAAAGCCCACCUUUGUGACCGCGGACCAAUAGCCGAGAAGGAGAACUGGCCUUCAUUUUCCCUCGAUCAGAUGUCCCGAGAACUCGAAAGAGCAGAGCAAGGGAAAACCCUCGAAGCCCAACUCCAGACGCGGUCCAAAACGCUCACGCACACCGCCCAGCUCACGCCGUCGUAUGGCUGCUUUCUCGACGGACCCCACCUCGACGACGGUAAUCGUAUCCUUCGUCAAUACCCUGGUAAAGACGUUCACUUUCUCCGCGUAAGGUGCAUCGAGGAGAAUGGCUCCGUGUUGCGCGUCUCGCAGAACGGAAUCCAGACAAAGGCCAUGAUCGAGGAACGCUUUGGCACCGCUCUCCGUCAGGGCAUUGUUGUAGCUGGCAGGAGAUUUCAGUUCCUCGCCUUCAGCGGCAGCAGCCUUCGCGAAAGCAGCUGUUGGUUCAUGCGCCCUUUUCAAUUUCAUGGUACGAGGGUCCGGCCAGACACGAUCCGACAAAGCAUCGGCGCACUCGAUCACAUUCGCUGCCCUGCCAAAUACGCCGCUCGGAUGGGGCAGGCAUUCACUGCCACACCAUCGAGCAUCGAGAUCCAUCCAAGCCAAAUAAAACGUAUCGAGGACGUCGAAGUUGGCAAAUACUGCUUCACAGAUGGCAUCGGAACCAUCUCACCGGCUCUUGUCAAAAGGGUGACGGAGGAAAUGUACGAAUUUGAGCCGCCCACGCCUCCCACUGUCUUUCAGGUCCGAAUCGGCGGCGCAAAAGGUGUACUUGCCAUCGACACGAGGCUUGAGGGCGAGCAGGUAAAUCUCCGCAACAGUAUGGUCAAAUUCGAGGCAACGAGCACCAGACUCGAGAUCGCCAAUGUCUACAGAAAGCCACUUCCGAUGUUCCUCAACCGACCCAUGGUCGCCCUUCUCGAGAGCCUGGGGGUGCCAAAAAGGGCUUUCAUGGCCUUUCAGAACGCUGCCGUCCAAGGGUUGCGCGAUGCAACGCGGUCCGUCGAUGCUGCAAGGGCCCUGCAUCUGCAUUACGGCAUGGGUCUUAUCUGCUCCGACGUUCUCUCGGCUCUCGCCACGCGGGGGAUCAAUGGCUUCGGUGCCGCCUUCCUGCGAGAGGCGAAUUUGGGCCUCGUCAAUUUCGCUCUGCGAAACGUGAAGUACCGAGCUAGGAUUCGCGUCCCGAAUUGCUAUACACUACUCGGUGCAAUUGACGAGACGGGUGAAUUGGGCCCUAAAGAAGUCGUCGUCGCCAUAGGCUGGCCAGGUGAGCCAAUGCAGUACCUUGAAGGUCGCUGCUUGGUCGGACGUUCGCCCAUGACUGCGCCUGGCGACGUUCAGUUCGUCACGGCUGUCGUUCCUGCCGCCGACUCUCCUCUGCGCGCCCUACGCAACGCCCUUGUCUUUUCUCGAAAAGGCACGCGUCCUGUGCCAAGCAUGCUGGCCGGUGGCGACUUGGACGGAGAUCUGUAUAAUGUCAUCCAAGAAAAGUCUCUUCUGCCCAAGGUCACGUACAAAGCGGCGACGUAUCCGCGGCUAAAGCCCCAGGAGCUCGACCGAAAUUGCACAGUCGACGACGUUAUCACAUUCUUCCUCCAGUUCAUCGAGCAUAAUGUCAUUGGGAUAGUCGCCAAUCAUCACUUGCACCUCUCCGAUCGAAGCAACAAAGGUGUCGUUGACAGGGCCUGUAUAAGACUCGCAGCGCUGCAUAGCAUCGCCGUCGACUACAGCAAGACGGGCAUCCCAGCACCAGUCAAAGACUCGCCAUAUGUUCCUGCUGAAAAGCCAGAUUACUUCAUGAAGGAGUAUCGGCUGGAAGGUCGCGACAGUCGCCAGCACCCUCGAGAGAGGGAGCUCUUUUACCAGAGUAGAAAGGCGCUCGGCGAGAUGUUCCGUGCCAUCGACGUACAGAACAAGCUCACAGAGUGGAGCCGUCUGGCGUCUUUGCCGUUAUCGGAAGCAAAGCCAGAGAGUAGUGACGGACAAGAGGAGAAUAGCUGGUCGACCAAUCUCUGGGACGAAUUGAAACGAGACGGGCGCGCUGAUGGCUACCAUCGCCACCUGGCGAGCGUCACGGCCGUCUUGGACUACUAUGACCGCAACGUCGGCGUCUUGCGGAGGGAUUAUAGUCCCUUCAAACGGAGCCUGCUCUCAGAGGAAGAAGUGUUUAUGGGCUGCAUUAUUGAGCGAGGUCCGACGCAACAAAGCUUUAAUGACUUCGACCACAUAAAUCGACUCCAAGACGAGUACGAGUCGAUCUGCAGGAUUACGAGGCAGCUCGUCUUUUUCCGCUCCUCAGACUCGCCUGUCCAAGGUCACUCCAAUGGUCUUUCCCGCGCUACCUCAAAAGGCCAUUCGGGCAACAACGGUGUUGGGACCGCGGGGCUUAAGGGAAGUGAUCCAGCCAAGCACCCCAGUGAACGCAAAUCGAGCACGGUCGAAGAAAGUCUUGUCCGCCGCUGGAUCCUCUACAGCAGCGAUCGCUUCGAUGACGACGUUGCUAUUGGAAACGAGGUCCAGAAAGUCCCGCAAGAGCGUGUUGCGAAGGUCAAGCGCGAGCUCAUCGGCGUCAUCACCAAUGGCCUAGCCUUUUACAGCGUAGCACUCAAAAAGUCUGCGGGCAGGAGCGCACCAUGGAUUGUCGUGUCGGCCAUCCUGCGAGCACAUCGAUAUCUCGACGCCUUUGAAGGCAAGAAUGCGGUUCCGAACGGGAUGUCUAAUGCUGUCUUCAGUCGAGAACUCAAGACUCCAGAGACUCCCGCGACGCCAGACGAGGUCAACAGAGUCGGAGACGACAAUAGCGAGGGAACAGACCAAGAUGAGAGCAACGCGGGAGACGGCCUUGCGCUGAACAACGACGAUCUGAUGCUUGGGUUGGUAGGCAAUAUCUACGAGGGCCUGGAGGUGCUCGACUCGUACGACGAAGUCGAAAAGCUGCCCUCGCCGGAGAGAACAGAGAGUCUUGAUGGCAGCAGUGUAGUCGACUCGCUUGCCAACAUUACCACUUCGAAUGACAACGUCGUCGCAAACAAGACUGCUGGCGAGGAAAGUGCCGACCCAGAUGCGAGCCAAGAGGGCACAGACGACGAUGACGACGAUGACUUUGGCUUCGAGGCGUUUACGAGGAAGCCGAUGACGGGCAGAGGAGGCGGAGCCUAUAUGACGAGCGACGAGGAGGCCUCGAGUGACGAAGAAUAGCCACAGAAGAUCUAGCACGCCGCCCGUUGGAACGCUUACACGCAUCACGAACAUGCCAAGAGUGCUUCUUCAAAGAUUGAAGCUAGAACAAAAGGGCGAGAUCCCCUGUCACGAU